AUGGCAAAAAAAAAUAUACUUUUAUUUAGCGACACAUUUAAUAUCAAUGAUUGUGAUAAAGAUGGGAAAAAAUUUGAUCGCGGACGCGGUGAAAGCUUAGAAAUGGAACUUAUAAUAGAUGUCAAUACUGACCUUUAUCCUCUAGAUAUUGGUGACAGAGUAAACGUAAUUCUUACUACAUCAUUGGCUUUAGAUCCAUCAAAAGCUCAGUCAGAGGAUAUGAUUACUGGAGCAACGUCUGCUGAAGAAAUGACUCAAAAGGCGUCAUGGAGAGAAAAAUCGUCCACGGAAAGAGAUUUGUCUGAUGAGUAUGAAUAUGUCAUGUAUGGAAAGGUUUAUAAAUAUGACGAAGAAAGACGAAGUAAAGUGUAUCCUUUUAAUUUCGUUAUCAGCCCUUUUGGAAUUUGA
Racocetra persica is the source of this 408-nucleotide messenger RNA. The record is from the annotation of a GenBank genome assembly. Lineage: Eukaryota; Fungi; Glomeromycota; Glomeromycetes; Diversisporales; Gigasporaceae.